UCGGCACAGCCAGGUGUGUGCUGAAGGUAUACGGAAAGGUGUUGCAAAGGUGGGCUGAUGCUAGAGAGCAUUCGCAUUGACGUUUACGCGCGGAGAAGCGCGAGCCGGUGUGCAAGGGAGUCGUGGAACAAACCGGGACGCAACAGUCGCUCACCAGACUUCGUACUGGAACUAUCGCCGAAGCUAUGGUUUCGCUCUUUCGUGACAUUUCGUGAUUCGAGCCUGGGAUACCUGUUACAGACAUCGUCCAGUAAAACGAUAUAUCGGUAGAUCAAAGCUGUCGCGGUGAGUGAUUCCAUUCACGUUUUCUUUCAUUACGAUCGCAGAUACUCCGGUAGCCCGGGCAACAACCCUUCGAUACGCCGAUCGAAGUAUCUCGGUACACGCGUACGGCGACCGUCGAUUCUCUCGUUCCACUCGGAUCUACGUGACCCCGUUUUCAUCUUAAAUCACAGUCAAUUGUUUUUAACGGACGACAUCCUCCGUGGCGAAUUUUUCUGCCUAAUCAGCGUGGCCCACACGACGUACAGUUUUUCAGCAUAUCCUUACGCGAUCUCAUGUUAGUUAUCCAAUUGCGAACCUGGAACAUGGUUUAAUUAAUUAGAAGUGUAACGAGAAGUGAUUUAUUACUUGCCUCAUUUCACAUGCGUGCUUUUAAUCAUUUUAAAGGCCGACUUCUGUUAAACGACAUCUGAGGUAUUACAAGAUAGAACACCGGAAAUCGACCGUUCUAACGAAUGACAUCCGCCACAACUCGAUGUAACAUACAUAAAAGUGGACUAAAAAAUGGAAAUUAAAGGAGGACCAUUGGCAUAAUAGACGACCUUAGGUCGUCAAUCUCUUCUGAGUCCUUUGUACCUGCUUUUAGAAAAAACUUUGUAAUAUAUACAACAUGUCGAUCACAGCCUCCACGGAAAGAAUGGACACAGCCAAGGACCUGCCCAAGAAGAAAUUUAUUAACAUCAAUCUUCUUUCGUUGAAACUUCUGUUAUUCCUCUUUUUUGGAGGAAUGGGAUGUCUCUUCCCUUUUCUUCCUUUACACAUGACUGAAAUGGGAUUGAGCAUCGACCAAAUCCGAAUGAUCUCAAUAAUUUCACCAGCAGUCGCGAUCCUGGGACCUUUAAUCGCUGCUCCAAUCGCGGAUAAGUUAGCAACACAUCAAGGAAGAAAUGACAAGUCCUCAACUGGCCGUUACCUCAGAGUGAUGAUUGCCAUUGCCUGCUUCUUAUCUGCCAUUUUCUAUGCUUUUCUUUUAUUGAUUCCAACGGUUGAUCGUAUUGAACCUCCAAGAGAAAGAAGACCCGGUCUAAAGUUCAACUGCGAUCAUGCAGGAGCGGUGGUGUUGCAAGAAAGAUGCAAAGAUCAUAUUUCUUGCCACAAAUGGUCCGACGAAACCAGAGUUGGUCCAUUGCUUCUGGAAGGAUGCAAUUACGCUUGUUACCCUAUAGGGUUGAAACGAUGGCAUUCCGACGACAAUGAUGGUUCCACUACUUCUGGAACGACCGAUUCCGAUGUUCUAGACGGCAGUGGCGAAACAACAGUGAUUCCUCUUGAGAGUGAAAUGUAUGCCCAGGUGAAUGUUCAGGAGCAAGAUGAAAUUAAAAAAACACGGAGAUUUGCCAUGCCUGAAAGUGAACCACCGCAUUUAUGUUUUAAAGAAGGUGACAAUGUUGUUUGUCAUGUUUACACCAAAUACACAGGCAUCCUGGCUACAAAUGCUACUCUGAAACAAGCCUUGAAUAAUGAAAGUGAACAGGAUUGGUGUGCAUAUCCUCUGGCUGAGUAUUUCACUUGUCGUAUUCCUCUUGAACUUGAAACCAGAAUGGCAGAAGUUUAUCAGAGUUGUUCCAUUGAAUGUGACCUGGUUGAUCCAUAUACUCUUCCAGACAGCGUCCUCGUAGAAAGCCAAUGUCAACAGACAGAAGACUGGACUCAUUUAGUAUUCUGGACAUACUUAGCCAUUCGAUCAGUAGCUGAUAUUUUCCCAACAACGGCCGUGGCUCUGAUCGAUGCAGCAGUCGUAAUAGCCACUAGAGAAACAUCCUGUGGACGCGGAGAUGUAGGACGUCAGUUAGCCUUCGGUUCGCUUGGCUUUGCCAUUUUUGGUCCCUUAACCGGCUAUUUGUGCACUAUUAUAGAAAAUUUGAACUCUUUCUACUAUCUGCCAAUCGGUAUACACACGAUAAUGAUGCUUUUGGCAGCCCUCGUAGCUCUUUGUGCCAACGGAAUGCCACUUAGUCCACCAGAAUGGUGGUGGCAUACUAGAAGCGGCAUGCUGGCACUUCCUAUGAGUGCCAUCAAGAGAUAUGGCAGUGAAACUGCAGCUUUAGUAAUUGUACUGAUCAUUAUGGGAACCUUCUGGAGCGCUAUGGACAGUUAUCUACCUUUGCAUUUACAAAAGUUAGGAGGUGACGAAUUUCCCAUUGGUGUGGCCAUGACUGUUGGAGCAGUUCCAGCAUUUCUGUUCCUCUGGAAGUCUGAGCAUUUAGUUGAUUACUGUGGUCAUAGUAAUCUUCUCAUCACUGCCUUUACCGUGUAUAUUAUUAGGUUUACUGGUCUAAGUCUAGUAGCAGAACCUUGGUGGUCCCUAAUUGCCGAAGCCCUCGAAGUUUUUACGCUAGGAAUCAUGUGGGUUACUGCCAUUCUUUACCUAAGACAUCUCGUCCCUCGUCAUUUAACUGUGACUGCUCAAGCACUACCUGUGAUUGCGCAUUUCUGCGUUGGUCGAUGCGUUGGAGCUGUGAUCGGUGCUUAUAUCAACGUCAAUGGCUCUGACAUCGUUGACUCGUUAAGAUUUCUUUAUCGUUGCAUGGCUGUUGCUGCCGCGGCUGUUGCCGCUUUAUAUUUUGUUUUAUAUCACGGGAUAUUGAAACCGCGAUGCCAUGCACAUACCAUACAAGGUCCACGACAGCCUCCUACUAUUGUACAGGCUGCUAUUAAGGAAUAUGAAUUAACGAUGAAUGGAAAUGGAAAUUAUACACCGCUCAGGGUCUAUCAUAAUGGCAUGGGCAGAAAAGGUCAAUUCCGCUAUUGAGAA
Messenger RNA from Frieseomelitta varia, 3037 nucleotides. RefSeq lists its product as uncharacterized. The record is from RefSeq and is a predicted model, not a curated record. NCBI's taxonomy places the organism in Eukaryota, Metazoa, Arthropoda, Insecta, Hymenoptera, Apidae. The transcript is spliced from 11 exons. The coding region runs from base 893 to 3034 and encodes 713 amino acids. Gene Ontology annotation, cellular component: membrane.